Molecule: messenger RNA, 5384 nt
Organism: Brienomyrus brachyistius
Lineage: Eukaryota; Metazoa; Chordata; Actinopteri; Osteoglossiformes; Mormyridae
Exons: 8
Coding region: 165-1091 (308 amino acids)
Biological process (GO): cell adhesion
Cellular component (GO): membrane
Source: RefSeq, a predicted model, not a curated record
GCAUAAGGGGUGUGGAAAGAGGGCGACAAGAAGGGGCUAUAUAAAAUACCCACAGUACAAGGAGCUCUUUAUCCCUGUGUGCCCGUCUCACGGAACGAGGAGGAAAAUAAAAAAGAAAUUACAGACGCCCCCUCUCUACACCCACGCGUUUCCCAAACGCCAGGAUGCCAGCGGUGUCUCUCAGGAGGAACGGAGACUGGAUGAAACUGGGCUUCACCUUGGUGGUGUCCAUGUGGAUCUGUCACGAUGCUGUCAACUGUCAGAAUGACUUUCAGUUCUUAGGGGAGAAAGACCAGGACGACCUGGAUGAGUUACUGAAGAGCAUAACCUCCCCCCCAAGAAUUAGAUAUUUUACAGAAACCUGGUGGCAACAGUAUACAAGAAAGGAUGAGACUCGUGGCGACGACAUUUUCACAGAUCUGCCCGAUGUCAGCGAGAUGGAGUAUUCGGACGUGGAGAGCGUGACCAGCGUCUACCGUGUUCACAAGGCUGAAAUCCAUUGUGUGGAGAAGGAGAAGAUUAAUAACAGGGAUGCAGUUAAAAUCACACUUAACCAUGCAUCUAACUGCGCGCUAACCAAAGUCAAGAUUCUAAAUGCCUUACCAGAUAUAUGCAAAACCGACUGCAAGAUUGAAUUUUUCCAAGAAGAAAACUCCAAACAAGUAAUCAUGUCAGGCAAAACCAUUGAAGAUGAUGCACAGGCUAUGGCCAUGACGCUCAACAAAGAAAAGGUCAAGAAAAAGAUGGACUUGAAGGAGGCGGUGCCUUAUUGGACCAAGCACUCCCCCACAGUGCUGGUUUCCCUCUUAUUGGCCGGGCUGCUGCUGGCCGCGCUUCUCAUUGGUUGCUAUGUCCUGAAGCACCACCGCGGGCACAGCACCAAGGGCAUGAAGCUGGCCGACGAAACCUUCCAGGUGGAUGAGGAGAACCAGGGAAACACUCUGGUGUCUGUGGCCCCACUGCAGCCACAAGAGCCCCAGGCCCCAAAGCCCAGCAUCAACGGAGAGUCCCCUGACGGUGGAAAAUGCCAGGCGCCCCCUACCAAUGGACACCAGACCACCAAGUCCCCCAUGGCCGACACGGAGCUGUGAGGACUGGCUGGAACGUGGCCAUAUGCUCCGCCUCUCACCGUGGCCCCCCAGAAAACAAACACACCCUCCUCAAGACACAAAAGACCAAUACACACAUACAUACACACACAAUCAGAGCGAUCCACCUGCAGGUACAAUGUGCAGGUACUAAUCAGCAGCUGUGGGUCUCGACCUGUAGGAGGCGCUGUCAUCGGUAUUCAGCCAGCAGAGGCAUUGCAUCUGGCCUUGCCAUAAACAUGAAUGGCUCUGAUUAUUAAAAGCUAACAUCUGUGAUUAUAAUGAUAGCCAACCCCAUUCCAUUAAUAACAGCAAAGAAAUUGUAAUCCCUUACACUUUUUUGUUGUGUAUUUGUUUCCAAAGUAUGUUACAUAUUUUCAUAUUCAAGUCAUCUUCUUUAUAAGCUUCCUUUCUCGUUAUCCAUUUACAUCAUUCUAAUAGUUACAUAAGCAAAGAUGCUGGUUUUCUGUUCUUUGUUUCUAUACUUACAAUAGAUCAUUGAUAAAUCACAGAGAGUUUGUCACAAUUUUCUGGCAGAAUCUGGUGGAUCUGAUACUGCCAAUGAAAAUGAAACUCAGAGGAAAUCUGUCGAAUUAAAAAAAAUAAUAAUUUGUGUGCAAAAAGGACAAAUGUAUAAAUGUGCAAAAGACAGGGUAAAUAUAUUAUCGAACAGUGAAAAUUCAGUCCUAGAUAUAGUGGUGUACCUACAAUCUUUGAUUGGUGCAUAGCGGCUGGGCUACUCCUGGAGUUUAAGCAACCGUCAGAAUUUUACUACCCUUAAGCACUGUGCCAUGUGAGAGCUAAAAAAAACUCCACUGCAAGAAUGCCUGAUAUCAACUAAUGUCCUUAUUGAAAAGAAUGACACUUUACUAAAAAAGGCAGUUAGCUCAUUCCACCAUUUUCAUUGUGGCUGCCGUACUCAAGUGCCAGUCAUGUACUCUAAUGAGAGCUGGAAUAGGCAAAAUGGCUUCACUCUGUAAUACAGCUUGUAAUGUCUGGUAGUCCACUGAUAGUGUUAAUAUGUAUAUGGAAUCCAGAGUGUCAGGUUCUUAACAGGAACCCAGUUUUCCUAGCCUGCAAGGAUCAGGGUGACCACAUCGAGUGGCAUGCAGGAAGAGUGUAGUGUUUGUAUGCACACUCAAAUUGGGACACCCCAGGUAUGGCUCUCAGCUUUAAGUAGACACUUGGAUUUCAACUAAAGAGACUCACACUAAGUCCUACCAUUAGGCUCCUCGAGAUUUUAAACCAGGCCACAUCUUCAAAUGCUUCAUAUGUCCCUGUAGCCCCAUAAAUAGGACUGAUCCCCCAUCAGUGUAAGGAGCAGCUGCUAAUAAAGGUUCUCUGACCCGAAAGCAGAAGCUAAACUCUGUUCUGUGCCUUAAGUGGCCUUUAGAGCAGCUCUGAAGCUCACAACAUGCUUUGCCGCUCACUUAACAGUUGGUUCUGCCAAUAGGCAAAGCAGCCCAACUUCAAACUCUCACAGUCAUGUGGAGCAAUCCCAUGGCGACUGCAGUGCUUUUUAUAACCACUGUUUUGCCAGUAGAGACAUUAUUAAUCCAUGGAAUCUUACCAGCGUCACACCAGCUUCAUCUCGCUAAUAAUAGUAGAGAAUUUUUCAGUAUCACGUUACAGUUUUUGAUUAAAUUGCCUGUUUAUCCACAUUAAUGAUUGCUUAAAAUUCUUAUUCUUUUAUACUUGCUGACUACUUCCUGCUGUUGUUGAAAUGAGUUGAAAUGAUUGAUGAGCAUGAGGGAGCCGUUACAUUUAUGUCAAUAUUGAUUCUUCGUUUCCUUGUCCGUUCUGUUUAGUUUGGCUUUACUAAAUGUUCUUCUGAUCACUCGUUGUUCCUGUUUCCGGUGUUUAUGAGAACAGCACACAGACAGGAUUGAGAGGUUUGGUUACUGUGUUGCUAAGUAUUACUAUGAAUAAGGUGUCUCAUCUAAGUAAUUCUCAAUGAAGUGUAAUUCUUGGUGCUGAACACAUUGAUUCCAGAAUCCCGAAAACAGCCCACUUUCCUGGAGUCAUGUGAUUACAAUGUUUCUGUACGUUUACAGUAAAUGGUGCUGUAAACAAAGGAUAACCAGUCAGCAGCUGUUUAGUGAGCUUCAGAGAACAUGGACCAUAAUGACAUCAUUUAACAGAAGAAUGAUCCAUUUUUCUGUUUGCAUUGGUAUUUGUGUCCUAGGCAGGAACAGCUCAAAGUUGACAUGAUUAAGUUGUGUAGUGUGGGAUGAGGACUAAAUCCUGACAUUCCCUUCUUGCCUAAUGAGAAUGAGAAUUCAGAUCAAAUCAGCUCUAAUUGGCUCCCAACCGCAAGCAGACCUGACAGAUAUGGACAGUGAUCUCCUGGGCUGUAGGACCCAAUUGUGUUCAUCAAUGAUAUUCCCAUGACUUACUACCAAUUUGGAGCCCCGACAAUUUUAAGAGCUACACCCAUUAAUCGCAAACAGACCCAAUACAUGUCUCCAAUUUUCUUAGGCAAUAAACUUCCAUUAGUUAGGCAGACUCACACAGAACGUCCUAAACAAAAAUGAUGAUUAAAUGCAGCAGGAGAACCUCAAACCCCAGACACGAGAACACAAAUGCUGCCCUGAAGCUGCAUUAAGCAGCAUGGCUGCUUCUCCUUUUGUUGUAAUGUGUGCAGAGCAUGAUUAAGUUUUUCUGUAAAGAUAUGCCCAUUACUACCAUUAUUAUUCUAUCCAGCCAUCUUUCGUAACAACUUACCCAAUACAAGGCUGGGAGGGAAUUGCAUCUGUGUCACUGAAGACCAGUGAGUGGCGCUGAAGGUUCUGCAGAAUGUGACUAUGGUGUCUGCCAGGACAGCUGACCUUUAGGCUCUGAACACACACACACAGCACAGAAAGAUCAUAACCACUAACAAUACAAUUAUAUCAUUCCUUACUCAAUCUAUAUUCUAACCACUUACCUUGAUUAAAAGAGGGAGGGAUAUGGAAACAGAGGGUACAAGGCAGAGGGAUGUUCUUGAUGCCAGUCAAUUGCAGGGCACACAUAUUCACACAUUUUGGGAAAUUUGGAGAUACCAGUUUACCAGCUGAAUAUCACUGAAUUGUGCGUCAAAGAAUAUCUCCACGCGGCAAAGAGCGCACAAGCGAAGUGGAGAAAUACAGUGUAGGGGUCAUUUGAAACCCCACCUGUAAAUUGUGAAGUAAUAUCACUACCCACAGAUCCAUUAAGCCACUUGUUAUUAAUGAUGUUGCUGCAAAACCUACUGACAUCACUGUAACGCCACACAUAGUAUUAAAGAUUUACAUUCGGCUUUAAUUUGGGGAGAGAGCACAGUAACUCCACUUUCGUAGCGGUCCUUGAGAAAAAAAUAUUUUCCUGGCUUCGCGCGAUUUCCAUAGUAAAAACUCUGGCAAUGGCUUCUUCAGCAUCUGUUCUGCAUGACAUAAUGCCUUUUUUAUUCACUUGGUGCUCCAAGCUAGUAAGAGAAUCAAUAAACCUCGGCUGUUUAAGCACAUCUUGUAAUCAACUAACAAUUAAUAUAAUUUACUAACUGACUGAAUGAUAGGGCGCUUGUUCAGAUCCGACUGCCUGAUUUUCCCAUCUACUGAGUCAGGAUCAGUCCCCUUCUGUACGUCAGGUCCCUGUUUGGCCAGCAGGUGUCGCUGGCCAUUCCAUUUGGUCAAACCUCCUAAUGUGUUCUCCUGUUCCCUAGUCCACUGUAUGGCUUAAUGGAUUGAGUGGACUCCUGUGUCAUCCAGGCUUCCCCUUGUUGCAGGUUCUAAGUUUAUAAUUAAACAUUUGUUUUUUUGUAUAUCCCUGGUUAAUUAUGUAUUGGUGUAUUUCUGUUACAGUUCCUUGAUUUUGCUUCCUGUUGCUAUUCCGUACUUGUAGUAAUGUUCUGGUACCCUUGUUCCUAGUUUUUCCUAGUGUUUGAGUCUGUAGUGAUUAUUGGUUACUCUUACUUGUUACUUGUAAUCACUGCCCUUAGUGUUGUGAUUGGUUUAAUAAUAGCCCUCACCUGUGCCUUGCCUUUAUGAAGCUCUCAUUAUUUGUGAAUUGAAGUGUCUGCUCUUCCCUUGUUUCUCAGUUGUUUGUUGCAUUAGUUCUAUUUGCUGUAAGUUCCGUGUCUUUGAUUCCUGCAUGUUGCCUGUAUGUGCUGCAUUUGUUCCCGCGUGUUUCUUGCCUGUGGUUCCGGCAAGCUGUUUGUCGUUUGUCUUCCCUGUGUUCAGUUUACCCUGUUGCAUUCUAGUUUUUCCCUGCCUUUGUUUUGACCCCUUCUGGUCCCUUCAUUUCUUGUUUGUCAGUUCCAAUAAAACCCCUUGUUUCCAA